Molecule: messenger RNA, 7641 nt
Organism: Leptinotarsa decemlineata (Colorado potato beetle)
Lineage: Eukaryota; Metazoa; Arthropoda; Insecta; Coleoptera; Chrysomelidae
Gene: Ptp69D
Product: Protein tyrosine phosphatase 69D
Source: RefSeq, a predicted model, not a curated record
GAUUUCUAGAAGUAACCUUAUCCAAUAUGGUUCCUACCACAACAAAGUAGUCGGCUAUUUGUUUUAUAAAUAUGUAUUGUGAUUAUUAUGAUACUACAUAGAAAAUGAAGUUGUCCAAUAGUUAUUGGCCUUAGGAAGUAGUGAUAUUCGAUAUUCCCUCAUUGCGAACUUAUAGGAGUGAAUAACUUCGAGGCGCCAUGAUAUGCCAAGCCCAUUAUCCUUUGGUGUUAUUUCUUUUUUAUUUAUUUUUGACAUAUCGUAUUGUUAAGAGCAAUCCUCUAGAUGAGGAAGAUAAAGAUUUGAACAUAACCAUCGAAGUACUUAAACAUGAAAUACCAAACCAGUUGCCACUUGGUGAAAAUAUCACCAUUAUUUGUAAGACGAAAUGGAUGUCAAGUGAAAUGAUGUGGAUGUUCAAUGACAAAGAUGUAUCGGAACAAGAAGGUUUCAAACUUGAAAUGGAAAGCGAAAAUAUCAACAAAGAAUCCGGAAAUAAAUUUGAAGUAUCCAUUUUGCAUAUUUUGAAUAUCGGCUUCAAUCAUGUUGGAAAUUACAAAUGUCAUGCAAUUAUGAAAAGAAAUGAAAGUGAUUAUGAUUUAGAUCUCCGUCAGAUACUUCUGAAUGUUACUUCACCUGCUCAAAUAGUACAAAUAUCUAAACCAGUCUACACAAAGAUGCAUGAGAACGUGGAAUUAUUUUGUAUAGUUAGUGGUUAUCCCAUUGAAGAAAUUAAAUGGCUGAAGGACAAUGAACCUUUGACUGAUAUUGAAUGGGAUGUAAAUACUAUAAAUGUUACUCAUAAAAAUACUUCACUCAAGCUUGAGGUAACUAAAAAAGAUAAUGGAACGUAUACCUGUUUUGUGCACACACCAAUUUCACAAGCAAAUAACUCAACCGACAUAUUUGUACUUGACAAGCCACAAAUCACUCUUGAUUUUAUCAAGCCUAUAGGCACAAAUAAAAUAUAUUUCAAUUGGACUGUAAAUGACGGAAACAGCCCAAAUGAUUUGAAAUACAUAAUAAAGUACAAAUCCGAAGAAGACAAGGAAUGGACAUACUAUCAAGAUAUGAUAAAUCCGAAUAGUACAUCGUUAGUACUCACUGUGCAAAAUAACACAGGGUCUGUUGCCAAGAAUGGCUCACUGUACACUGUUAGAAUAAUGGCAAAGAAUUCCCAAGGAGAUAGCAUGUAUUCCACCAGUAGCUUAGUCAAAUUACUAGACGAGGAACCAAUAUUUGUACCAAGAGUCACUGUGACUGGAGUUACAUCCAGCUCAAUCACUAUCAAGUGGACUGCACCUCCUGAAAAGUUUAAAGAUCAUAUACACUUUUACCAUCUUAUUUUGAAACCAUAUAAUACAACUGAGAAGUUUGAAGCUGUCCAACCAGCAACUAAGGACUACCUUUACAUGUUUUCAGACUUGAAUUCUGCCACUACAUAUAACUUCAAAGUGGCAGCUUGUAGUGACUACAGCAAAGAAUGUGGUCCAUGGUCAGAUGUUGUCAAUGGUACUACUAUGGAUGGUAUAGCUGGUCCACCUUCCAACGCUUCGAUUGAUUGUAGAUUUGACAAUAUCAGCCAUACUAAUUUUGUAUUUGUUUCCUGGCAGCCUCCUAAGGACCCUCAUGGGACCAUCAUGUCAUAUAGUGUGACAUUAGAAGGUUCUGCGUCAUUUGUAAAUGACCAGGGACAUAUAGAAAACAUUACUUGGGGUCCAAAAUCCACAAGCAUCAAAGAAGUCACUCUAAGUACUCGUUUCUACAAUGUUUCUGCUAAUACCAAUUACACUGUGAGAAUUUCUGGAGUUACUCGACUAAGAAAAAAUGGACACCCUGUCACAUUGUAUUGCACUAUGCCUCCAACUUUACCAGAUAAGCAAAAAUUAGCCAGGUACCACUGGAAAAAAAUGGAAGAGCAGGGAAAGUGGAUGUUCAAACUAUUCAUGCCCAGAGUGUCGGAAAGAAAUGGACCCAUUUGUUGUUAUCGUGUUUAUUUGGUUCGCAUGGAAUCUCAGCAGAAACUUUCUGACCUGCCUAUUCCCGAAGAUUUAACGAUUAUGUCAUACCAAGAAGCACACCGUACUCCUAGGGGUGGAGCUUAUGUAGCUGAAAUGUUCACCAGUUCUACUUUUCAUCCAGAAGUCUUCCUUGGUGAUGAGCAAGUUUAUAAUUCCUCAAACUCACAAUGUGAUGAAUGUAUUGGUUUGAGGCCCUAUAACACUCCCAGGGAAGAAAAAAUAAAAAAUACCAGUUCCAAUCUAGUGAAUAGAAUACGCAGAAAUGAAAUACUACCUUUACCUCCCUAUGAUGGAAACCUUGACAUCAAUAGCAAUUAUACUGGUUUUGUUGAAGUGAUUGUUCAUGGAAAAGCUAAACCUUAUUUUAUGGCCGCGUAUAGUAAUUAUCUCGAUAUGAUGAAUCCUGGACCAGAAGUCGUGGCAGCUCCUGCUGCUGGCACUCUUAGUCUUAUUGUACAAAUUUUGUGCGGUUUGAUUGUUGUUAUUCUCAUUCUACUUGGAGCAUUAUGUGUAUUGCAUCGAUACACAAAGCAAGCUCAUGCACAGGCAGUUGAAAUGAUAACAUUCAGGACAUCUCUGAGGAGCCUUAGGGGUCGACAAAGGUUAGUUUCAUUAAAUCCGCCAGACAUGUGUCCAAUAAGCAAAGAAGAUCUUGUUUCGGCUUACAUAGAACAUCACCGAGAUUCAGAUUAUGGGUUCCAGCAAGAAUUUGAACUAUUACCAGAUCGUUUCUCCGAUAGAACGACACGGGCAUCAGAUGCAAGAGAAAAUGUAUACAAAAAUAGAUAUCCGGACAUUAAAGCCUAUGACCAAACACGAGUCAAGUUAUCCCAAGUAGAUAGUAUCGCUGGCUCUGACUACAUAAAUGCAAAUUAUGUUUUGGGUUACAAAGAAAGAAAAAAGUUCAUUUGUGCUCAAGGACCAAUGGAUACUACUGUAAAUGAAUUUUGGCGAAUGAUUUGGGAACAACACCUAGAAUUAAUACUCAUGCUCACUAAUCUUGAAGAGUACAGUAAGACAAAAUGUGCUAAGUACUGGCCUGAUAAGACUGAUGGAGAAAAAAUAUUUGGAGAUAUUACUGUUACUCAUUUACAGGAAACACGAUACUCUGAUUAUAUUGUUAGAGAUUUAAAGAUUUUAAGAACCAACAACGGCAAAGAACUGGAAGAACGAAAUAUAACACAGUAUCAUUAUUUAGUGUGGAAAGACUUCAUGGCACCAGAACAUCCCAACGGAAUAAUCAAAUUUAUAAAAAGGAUUAAUGAAGCUUAUUCAGUAGAAAAGGGUAGCAUUCUGGUUCACUGUAGUGCUGGCGUAGGUAGAACUGGUACUCUUGUAGCACUUGAUUGUUUACUCCAACAGCUAAGAGAAGAGGGACAUGUUUUUAUUUUUAAUACUAUUUGUGAUUUGAGGCAUCAAAGGAAUUUCCUGGUGCAGUCUUUGAAACAAUAUAUUUUCAUAUAUCGAGCAUUAAUGGAAGUUGCUCAGUAUGGCGAUACUGAAAUAAGUGCUAGUGAACUGAAAUGUAUAUUGGAUAAAUUGAAACAAUGUGAUAAUGGCAAAACCAAAUGUAAAUUAGAAGAAGAAUUUGAAAAUAUAGUCAACGCUUUUGAGGACAGGAAAUCCUGCUCAGUAGCAAGUGGGGAAGAGAACAGGGAAAAAAAUCGCUGCGAUAACAUAAUACCUUAUGAUAGAAAUAGAGUUAUACUUACUCCCUUGGCAGGGAAAGAACAUUCCACUUACAUUAACGCUUCCUUCAUAGAAGGAUAUGACAAUAGGGAAACAUUCAUCAUUACUCAAGAUCCUCUUGAAUCGACAAUCAAUGAUUUUUGGAGGAUGGUUUCAGAACAAGGAAUAAGUGUUAUAGUAAUGUUAUCUGAAUUAGGUGAAGGUAAAUGUCCCAGAUAUUGGCCAGAAGAAGAGGAAGCAAACUAUGACCAUAUCAAUGUCAGAUAUAUCCAGGCAGAAUGUUGUCCAUAUUAUACAAGAAGAGAAAUGCUGGUCAAGAGCCGUGAUGGUGAGGACCAACCUGUGACACAUCUACAAUAUCAUGGGUGGCCCACAGUUGAUGGCGAGGUACCUGAAGUUACAAGAGGGCUCAUUGAAGUUGUGGAUCAUUCUCAAACAAUGUUAGUGAGUAAUGGCUGUUCACCCUCCAUAGUGGUUCAUUGUAAUUUAGGUUCAGACAGAAGUUCAAUGUUUGUUGGACUUAGUAUCCUUGUACAGCAACUUAGGACAGAAAGGAGAGUUGAUAUUUUUACUGUUACACGAAAGUUGAGGUCUCAGAGGCAGGCCUUAAUCAAUUCAUAUGCACAAUAUGAAUUUCUUCAUCGAGCUAUUGUAAAUUAUGCAGAACUUCAUGGUCUUUGUGAACCAUGAAUGUGAAAAAUGUGGUGCCAUACAUAACUUUCAUUCCAAAAAAAUCCUUAUUGGUCUCACUGAUAAUUAGGUAUUUUUGUAUAAGUAAUUUAUAUAUUCUAAGAGUGAUGUAAAUUAGUUGAAAGAUAUUAAUUUUUAGUUUAAAACCAAAACAUUUUGUUCAGAACCAAAGGACUUUAUAAUAAGGUUUCAUUUUUAAGCAGUAAGUUCAAUGUUCAUUUUGAAUAGAUAAGAAAAUGUUAAACUUUGCUCAAAUUAGAGCUGCCAUAUUCAGCAAAUACCUCUGAUUCACAUAACUGAAUUGAAUUAUUUUGUUCAUUCGUGAAAUUGUCUAGGAUUGCACAUUACUGGAAUCACAUAUUCAGAUGUUUAGUGCCAUAAGUAAAUGAAACAUUUCUUCUUGAUUCAAUAGUUUGUUCUGAAAUAACAGUUAACAAAUACUUUUUUUUCCCAAAAGUGUACUUUCAUGGUUACCAGUGCAUAAAUAAUCUCUCUCAUUUCCUCAAAGUGAUGUCUUGUAAAGUAAACGGAGGGUCCCAUGAAAAGGGGUUUUAUGUAAAAUAUACGGUUUUUUUAAUCCCAAAGAGAAAUUGGCAUGUGGUUUGAAGGAUAUUGAAAAAAUUGCUUUUUAUAACAGCCUCAAAAAAGGGGUUAAACGAAAGAGUUCUUUACAUUACCCGAAAUGCAGAGCCAUGUGUCAACACUAAAACCAGUUGUGCCAUAAUUUCUAUUUUCAGAAAAUUCACACUCAUUGACAAAAUGUCCGACCUUGUUCUUCAAUUCAAAAUAGGUUUUUCAAGGAAAAGUCAAAUUUCAGUCUAUCACACUCUAAUUGAAUCGUUAUAUACAUACAUAAACUACUCAAUAUUUAUAUUUGAAAUUUCUGUUAGCUUUGACCCCUCAUUUACUAAUGAAGUCCUUAUUCUUAUUGAAAUAUUCCAUAACCAUGAAUAGGUUCAUUUGUAGUCAAUUACUUGAGUCUACCUCAAUACAAUUUUCGUAAACUGAACACAUCCUCAUUCAGACCUUGAGCAUUAAAUGAUUCGCUUUAGUUCAGCCAUGGCUGAACAUGGCAGACUCUGUUAUUGGUAAUUGUACUUAUCUCGUGACGUCACACUAGCUUUCUACAACGCGCAGUUUUAAACUCGUUUAUCUUAAUAACAACAAAUACUACCAAUUUGAAAUUUUUGCCACUGUAUUCUGGAUGUAAAGCACUAUCAGAAUAUUUUACAAAUGCGCAAAAUAGAUUCGGUUGAACGACCCUAUUAUAGAAACAUUGGUUUUCCAAAUUGAAAAAAAUCAUAGAUUUGGUAUACUUGAAUGAGACUGAUAGCUUCAUUGAAUCUCGAAGUCUCCUUAAUUCAUUUCAACAUGUUUUUUGUCUCUACGAAUUCUGGUAUCACUAGUUAGCUAGUGUGCAUGAUGCCCUGAAAUGGGACUAUUUACUCUUUUUUGAUCAGAGUAAAGCAUUUUACAGAGUCAAUCACAAUCUCAUUUUUGAGAAACUUCAUCACAUUGGUGUCUGUAGGACACUACUGAAAUGGUGAAAACAGAUUUUACCGCAAAGAUCGCUGUUGUACUCAUAAUUAUUUUUCUCAGCUGAAGAAUACAAAUUUAAUAGAUGUGUUGGUGGUAUCAGUUUCAAUUACAUAAAAAUAUUGGGAAAAUCAAGAGUUUUUGAAUAACUGAAGAACCAAAAAAACAUUCGAUAUAAAGAAUCUCAGUAUGAGUUAUGAUUUCCAAGUUACGGGCAGCUGAAGAAUACAAAUUCAAUAGCUGUGUUGGUGGUAUCAGUUUCAAUUAAAAAAAAAUAUUGGGGAAAUCAAGAGUUUAUGAUAACUGAAGAACCAAAAAAACAUUCGAUAUAAAGAAUCUCAGGAUUAGUUAAUGAUUUCUAAGUUACAAAUUUUGUGAAUCACUAAGACAAUGGUUCGUAGAAGUCUGAUCUUUAUGAUAUGGUAAAGUUCCGGCAACACCGCACACCUAGAAAGACGAACUUUCACCAAGUUUUCUCUGCAACUACUCUCCUCUUCAGCUUGUUGUUUUAACUGCACAUUUUUCAUUCUACAAAUACUUGAUCAGAUUUUUUAAACUAAACUGGUUUAAUGAAAGGUGAAAAGUGUAAAAAUAGUUUUAAUAGUUUGUCUCAAUGAAAAAUCUGGCACUUUAUUGAUGGUAGGUCCUCCAAACUUGACAAGAUAUUUUUAUGUUAGAAAUGUUCUUCAGAAAUAAUUUUCAGGUACUGUUACAAGUUUCGGCUAUAUCUAUUCAAAUAAUAUAUGGUGAAUUGGAGGUAUCUUUAAUGAUACGUAAUCAAGUGAUUUUGAACAAAUUGCUCUCUUUAGGUUUAUUUCAUUUCAUCGUUUUGAUGGUUUAGAAGUAGACUUAGAUGGACGGACACACUUUCUUACCCUAGAAUUUUUGUUUUUUGAUAAUUCAAUCAGUAACAUUCUCAAAUAAUAACUACUGUGAAUAGAAAUGUAUUUUUUUUUCAAUAACAGAAUUUAGGUAAAACAUAGUUUCUGUGAACAAGGUUUCGUGGGUUGCACUUUAUGCAAACUAAGAUUCAUAACCUAUCAUGCACAAUAUCAUUGUUCAAAGAUUUAAUUUGAUCUUUGUGACAAAUAACUAUGAAUGAAUAACCAGUUCAUGUUGUCCCAUUUAACUUUACUUAUUUUUAUACUUCAAGAAAUUAUGAACAGUGAAGUUAGACAAAACUUACCUAGUUCUGUGAUGUGUGUUGUGUGUAUUUAAGGAAUUAGUUUAUUCAUAUUGAAUUAUGUAUUACUUUUUGAGUCCUCUAUAAAUGAUUUCAGAUUAGAACACAUUUUUGAUAGUUCAUUUUAUGAUGUUAUUUCAAGCUCUGCUAUCUCUGAUAUGGAUUUCCAAUUAGCAUUGGAACAUAAAUUUGAUUCAACCAUUCAAUCUGUGUAAUAAGUCUGUAUCAGAAGUAUGGAUAAAAAAUUAUAGGAAAAAGAUCGUUUAAAUUUUUGUUUCAAAUCAAGGAUGUGUGUAUAUUGAAUUGGUGAAAAUUCGAGGCAGAUAUUUGAAUAAUGACAAUUUUGAGAGAUCUUCCAAUACUGCCGUCAGAAGGUUUAAAUAGCUAUUGAAGUGUCUGGGAAAUAUAUGUUUGGUCUUGGAUGGUUUUAGAAAUUUUAAGUUCUUUUGCGAGGUUUUGGCAUUUGAAUCAGAUGUCAAUGACAUAACCCCUCAGGACGUCUUCAAUCCAUGAGUUUUUUUUUUU